Molecule: messenger RNA, 1611 nt
Organism: Ctenopharyngodon idella (grass carp)
Lineage: Eukaryota; Metazoa; Chordata; Actinopteri; Cypriniformes; Xenocyprididae
Product: CMRF35-like molecule 7
Exons: 8
Coding region: 158-1222 (354 amino acids)
Source: RefSeq, a predicted model, not a curated record
GAUGUCAUGCAGAGCUGAUGUGGUUAGAGAUACAGAAGGGGAAGUAAGUGUUCAUUUUAGUUACUGAUGCAACAGGUUGUUCAAUCGGAAGAGAACGACAGUAACGUUUGUCACACAGAAUUUGGUCUUUUAAAAGAAACGCUUGUUAAAGUUCAUCAUGUGGGACGUUCUGCUGCUCUUUUCCAGCAUCUGUACAGCUGUUGUUGUAGGAGCUCCAGAUACAGUUACAGGACACAGAGGAGAGAGAGUUGAGAUCAGAUGCUCAUAUGAAUCUGGAUAUGAAUCAAAUUCAAAGUAUUUUUGUAAAGGCGAGUGUACGAUUGGAAAUAAAAUCAUCAUGGUUGAAUCAGGAUCUGCAGCUAAAGACGAGAGAUUCUCUCUGACUGACAACACGACGAACAGAGUUUUCACCAUCACCAUCACUGAUCUGAGAACAGAGGAUGAAGGACAAUACUGGUGUGCUGUGAAGAGGACUUUAAAUACUGAUGUCUAUUCAGAGAUUGUGUUGCUUGUUAAAGAGGAUAAAAACACCACUGAAGUUUCAACCAUCAGCUCUUUUUCAAAAACACAGUUGUAUUUCAGCACAACAGAACUGAAUCCACAAUCAGUGUCUCAUCAAACUGAAAGUGAAACAACAAGAACAACAACAGGAAAUACUACAGUUGAACUCGAUCAGCCAACCACUAUGAUGCGUUCAGACCUGGUUUCUGUUGCUGGCGGUCUGGGUUCGGUUCUGCUGGUUCUGACUCUGUGUUCUGGAACAUUCCUCAUCCUGAAAAAGAGGAAAAGGAAAUGUGGGACAGCUUUAUUUCAGCAAAAUGUGCAGCACAAUACAGAGACUGACCGCAUGUAUGAAGAGAUUCCAAACAGUGACGUCGCCACGGUAACAUCUUCAUCCAAUCAGACGCCUGAAUCACACCACCCAGAAGUCUCUGCUGUUUACGCCAGAGUAAUCAAACAGCAGCCUGAUUCAAACCCCGGUCACACCCACUCGACCAAUCAGGUUCACCGUAGUCAACCGGAUCCGGGCCGUAUCCAGGUGAGACCAAGGACCUGCACCUUGACACGACCACAACGCAGCCCUGAAGUAUCAGCAGAGAUUGAGUCAACUAGAUCAUCCCCUGUGAAGGCCUCAUCGACACGACAGCCACGACACAGUUCCUCAACAACCGUCCAUACCGGCGUGAUGAAUACGAUCCUCAAUUGGAUGGAACUGAAAUAAAUACUUUUAAUGUUGCGAUCCUAUUGGACUUAUGAUAGCAACCUGAAUUGUAACAAAGCACUGUUGGCCAGAGGAGAACUGGCACCCCGACUAAGCCUGGUUUCUCCCAAGGUUUUUUUUCUCCAUUUUAACACCAAUUUGCCACUUGUCUGCCACCUGAUGUCACCUGAUGGAGUUUGGGUUCCUUGCCGCUGUCGCCUCUGGCUUGCUUAGUUGGGGACACUUGACUUGACAUUUGAUAUUCAACAGUGCUUUUGAUCUGCCUGCAUUGACACUAUUCUUUAAGAGCUGCUGUGCAGCCAAACAAUGUACCAGUUAUCAAUGUAAAGCUGCUUUGACACAAUCUACAUUGUAAAAAGCGCUAUAUAAAUAAAGGUGACUUGACUUGA